Zootoca vivipara (common lizard) is the source of this 1268-nucleotide messenger RNA. RefSeq names its product N-alpha-acetyltransferase 10, NatA catalytic subunit (gene NAA10). Gene Ontology annotation, molecular function: protein N-terminal-serine acetyltransferase activity; protein-N-terminal-glutamate acetyltransferase activity. The record is from RefSeq and is a predicted model, not a curated record. Gene Ontology annotation, cellular component: NatA complex. Lineage: Eukaryota; Metazoa; Chordata; Lepidosauria; Squamata; Lacertidae. Gene Ontology annotation, biological process: N-terminal protein amino acid acetylation.
UGACCAAAGCAAGAUGGAGGAAGCGGCAUAGUAAUUGCUCGGAAUGACUACUUUCUAGCCAUUGGUUGUGGGGCGGAGAUGGACGCGUGCUUUCCGGCGCCGCUCCGGUACCAGCCUGUGUUCCGGCUCUAGAGAGGGCUCUGGGGGUUCCGGCCGCAUCGUGGGCUGAAGGAAGAGCGCCGCCGCCGCCACCACCAUGAACAUCCGGAAUGCGAGGCCCGAGGACCUGAUGAACAUGCAACACUGCAACCUCCUUUGCUUGCCAGAGAACUAUCAAAUGAAAUAUUACUUCUAUCAUGGACUCUCCUGGCCCCAGCUCUCCUACAUUGCUGAGGAUGAGAACGGUAAGAUUGUGGGCUACGUGCUAGCUAAAAUGGAAGAAGACCCUGAUGAUGUGCCCCAUGGUCAUAUCACAUCCUUGGCGGUCAAGCGUUCCCACCGACGCCUUGGCCUGGCCCAAAAGCUGAUGGACCAGGCUUCACGAGCCAUGAUUGAGAACUUCAAUGCCAAGUAUGUCUCCCUGCACGUACGCAAGAGUAACCGAGCAGCACUGCACCUCUACUCCAACACACUCAAUUUCCAGAUCAGUGAAGUGGAGCCCAAAUACUACGCCGAUGGGGAAGAUGCGUACGCUAUGAAGCGCGACUUGACACAGAUGGCGGAGGAGCUGCGGAGGCAGGUGGACCUGAAAGAGAAGAGCAAGCACUCUGUCCUGGGCUCCAUUGAGAACAAGAGUGGGGACCACAAGGUCAACCACGUUGGCGAAUGCUGCCGGGAUGAGAAAUGCCCUGGGACUGUGGUGGGCACCGGGCCUGGGGCGGAAGACAGCGGCGACAGCAAAGAUGUCAGCGAGGUCAGCGAGGCCACAGAGAGCACAGAUGUCAAGGACAGCUCAGAGGCCUCUGACUCUGCCUCCUAGCGAGGGCUUUCGCCAGGCCACUCGCUGUCCAGCCCUUGAAGGAUCUGGGUCUUUGCUUGCAGGUGUAAGGUCCCUGCAGGUGGUUUGGAAAUAAAAGUUUAUGGAACCAGAGGGCUGCGUGUGCUGGUAUGGCUUAUGUGUCCUUUCAGUGAAGCUUGCAUAGAGAGGGAGCAUGGAGGAGGCCCACAGCUCCUCUAUAUGUAGCCUAGUUAUUCAGCCCCCCUCCUUCUGUAUUUCAGUUGUAUUUCUAGGGUUGCCCCCUCUUUUCAGAGAGACACCAACCUUUCAAUUUCCAGUGGAAGUGGGAGAAAAGUGCUGAAUCACAUUUUAGGGUAACACUUUUUAUCUG